AUGUAUGUGGUGCGCAUCUUGCUAGCAUCCUUAACAACUACAGUUCGAGCUCACAUGUCAUUAUGGUAUCCGCCCCCUCUCGGAGGCAGUAUGGAAGCCAACUCUUUGACAACGCAAGUGGACAAAGAAUUCAAUUUUCCGAUUGGAUGCUGCGAUUCUCAGGGUGAAACAACAUUACCCUCUCCUGGCGAUUGUCGUGGUCAUCUUGACCUUCUAGAUACAGAGGAAGGCAGACCGCAAGUCACAUGGGAACCUGGCCAGGACGCCUACUUUGAGUUAUCCGACCACAUGUAUAGUAUCGGUGUUCCAGGAUCAACUCACUAUGGUGGAAGCUGCCAGGUUGGAUUCUCCGUGGACAGAGGUCAGACAUGGAAAGUCGCAGCUUCAUAUCAUGGGAACUGCCCUCACAGAGAUAAGGACAUGCCACAAGUCUUUAAAUUUAAGGUCCCUUUAAACAUACCAACAGGUAUUGCAGUCUUUGCUUGGAUCUGGUUGAACCGUGAGCACGAGUUUUUCAUGAACUGUGCAGCGGUUCAAAUUUGCUCGAGCGCUAGGAGUACCACCACGCGCACUCAUACAAGCUUUGAAACUGUUCCUACAACACAUUAUACUGCAAUACUAGAUCCUACUAGCGAAUCACAAAGAGCAGGUAAACAAGACAGAUCUGACGGCUACGAUAAAUACUCGACAAGCCGCAGCAGUUCGUACGGUGCAAAGCUGGCUAGACGUAAGUGGAGAUAUAUUAAACAUCGUCAUAGUGGGAAGCAUUCCUGGCACAACUACCAUAUUCACAAAUCCAAUAUCUUAGCAUCGCCUGAAGAGCUCCGUCGCAGGUCAGAAAACCCAGCUUUCGAUGUUUGCGAUUGGAACACCGCACCCAGGAUGGAAACAAGCUACUAUUCUGUAGAUGCGAGAUGUGCACCUAACGCUAAGCUGAAGAACCUAAAGAGUGAUGACUUUGAAAUUGGCUGGGUCGAUGUCUGCGGCGUCGUUGAAGGAGACCAAGAGUACACUAUUCAGAAUAUUGAGUGUUAG
Messenger RNA from Bipolaris victoriae FI3, 1035 nucleotides. Its product is annotated as lytic polysaccharide monooxygenase. The record is from RefSeq and is a predicted model, not a curated record. The transcript has a single exon. The coding region runs from base 1 to 1035 and encodes 344 amino acids. Lineage: Eukaryota; Fungi; Ascomycota; Dothideomycetes; Pleosporales; Pleosporaceae.